Molecule: messenger RNA, 2874 nt
Organism: Yamadazyma tenuis ATCC 10573
Lineage: Eukaryota; Fungi; Ascomycota; Pichiomycetes; Serinales; Debaryomycetaceae
Gene: DIP2
Product: snoRNA-binding rRNA-processing protein
Biological process (GO): maturation of SSU-rRNA
Cellular component (GO): Pwp2p-containing subcomplex of 90S preribosome; small-subunit processome
Molecular function (GO): snoRNA binding; protein binding
Source: RefSeq, a predicted model, not a curated record
AUGGUCAAGUCAUAUGACCGAUACGAGCAGGAAACCUGUUUCGGGGUAAUUACCUCGCAGUCCAACAUAGUCUGGCUUCCCCCAAUUGACAGCCAGUCCAAGAAAUCCGCUGGUAGAGCCUUGACUUCAGGAGUGGAAGAGAUCUUGGUGUGGGACAUCAAGACGGGUGAGAAGCUCCAAACUCUCAGUGAUGGGUUGACUCCCGGUGCCUCCAAUGCGCCUACAAGCCAGCCGCCAAGCUCCGUCUCUUACCUUGCUUACCACGCGACCAGCAACAUCGUGGCGUCAGGUUACAACGACGGAACUAUAAAAGUGUGGGAUUUGGCAUCGGCCUCUGUAAUAAUUAAAUUCCAAGGUCACAAAAGCAGAAUCAGCAAGUUGAAAUUCGACACCAGCGGCACCCGGUUGGUUUCUGGGUCCAACGAUGCGAGCAUAAUUUUGUGGGAUUUGGUGGGAGAAGAAGGCUUGUUCAAAUUAAAAGGACACAAGGGAGAAGUUACCGACUUGACGUUUUUAUCUCAGGGCAAGAAAGAAGUCGAUGAGUUGGACGACUACAUCGUCAGUGUCUCCAAAGAUGGGUUGGUCAAGUUAUGGGAGCUCGAGUCCAAACAGUGUGUUGAGACCCACAUUGCCCAUUCCAACGAGUGUUGGUCUUUAGCAGUAAACUAUGAUCUGAAUAUGCUCAUCACCAGUGGAAACAAAGACCAGGUCAAGGUGUGGGACAUUGACUUGGCAAACGAGGAUAUGAAGAAGAUCCAGGAACGUGGGAUGUUUGCCAAGCAGAGCAAAGCCCGGUGUAACCAGAUGGAAUUUGAGCAAAUUCUCAAGGGCGGUGAGGUCAACCAGAUUUUCUACUUGCAAAACACCGACCGAACGGUGGAGAUGUUCCGUGUGAGAACGGACGCCGAGUUACAGAAGGGGGUCAAGUCGAGAACCAAGAGACUCAAGGAAAAGGGGAUGUCAGAAGAAGAAAUUGUGGAGAACAUCAGAGAAAACGAGAUCAACAUGUUAAUAACUCCGUUUACCACUUUGCGAACCAUCCACAAAAUCAAGUCGUGCAGCUGGUUCAAGGCUGGCAAGAAGUUGAAGGUGUUGGUAUCAUUGGUGAACAACGCAGUGGAGCUCUACACGGUUCAAAUGCCUGAAAACUUGAAGAAGAACCAGGAGGUGGUGAUAGACAGAAGCAACACCAUCGAACUUCUUGGUCACCGAAACGACAUUCGGUCCAUCGACAUCUCCAGCGACGACCAAUUGUUGGUGACGGCCUCAAAUGGAGAGCUCAAGGUGUGGAAUCUUAAAACCUUUAAUGUGUUGAGAAACUUUCAGUUAUCCAGUGGAUAUGCCUUAUGCUGCAAGUUUUUACCAGGAGGUUCGUUGGUGGUCAUUGGCUAUAAAAAUGGGGAUUUGGAGCUCUACGACUUAUCAUCGUCGUCGUUGGUGGACAAGGUCGAGCAAGCCCAUAAAGGAGACGAGUCCAAUGAUGAAGGAAGUGCAAUCUGGUGUCUCGACUUGAGUCCCGAUGGGAAAACAUUGAUUACGGGAGGAAACGACAAAAGUGUCAAGUUCUGGGACUUACAGUUGGUGACCGAAACGGUACCUGGUACCAAGGAGGUCGUCACCAAGUUGAAGUUUAACCACAAACAAACGUUGGAGAUGACAGAUGAAGUGUUGGCCGUCAAAGUGUCGUCGCACGGAAAGUUACUAGCCAUCUCCUUAUUGAACAACAACGUGCAGGUGGUGUACCUCGACACCUUGAAGUUGUUCUUAACAUUAUACGGACACAAACUCCCGGUGUUAUCGAUCGAUAUCUCCAGUGACUCCAAGUUGAUCAUCACCUCCUCUGCCGACAAGAAUAUCAAGAUCUGGGGGUUGGACUUUGGAGACUGUCAUAAGUCCAUUUUCGGGCACCAAGACUCGAUCAUGAACGUCAAGUUCAUUGGGGACUCGCACAACUUCUUCUCCAGUGGUAAGGACGGGUUGAUCAAGUACUGGGAUGGAGACAAGUUCGAGUGUAUCCAGAAGUUGGUUGCUCACCAGCUGGAAGUUUGGAGUCUCAGUGUCAGUCACAGUGGUUUGUUCAUGGUCUCCGCGUCCCACGACCACUCGCUCCGUCUCUGGAGUGCCACCAACGACCAAGUGUUCUUGGAAGAAGAGCGGGAAAAGGAGAUCGAUGAGUUGUAUGAGGAUACGCUCUUGACAUCGCUUGAAGGUGAAGAACCGGUUACAGAAGAAGGUGACGACAGUGAUGAGGUGACGAAGGUGACCAAGCAGACAAUGGAGUCGUUGAAGGCGGGAGAGAAGCUUAUCGAGGCCAUCGACAUCGGGUAUGAGGACUUGAACAAUCAAGUUCAGUAUCAUCAGGCGCUCGCCCAGUACCAAAAGCAGCCCCAUGGGGUAAAACCCACCAAACCGGAGUCCCACACGAUUUUGAUGGCGUACGGUAUGAGCGGCGAGCAGCAUGUGUUCAAGACCGUGACAAGCAUCCGGUCGGCACAAUUGGAGGAUGCGUUGCUUGUGCUUCCAUUCUCCUACACCAAAAAGCUUCUCGCGUUCAUCGAGGUGUGGAUGCAAAAACUCAACAAUUUGAACCAGAUCUCGGUGGUGUGCAAGGUGUUGAACUUCUUGGUGAAGAACAAUCUCAAGGAGUUGGUGCACCAGAAGGAUCUGGAUUUAAAGAGUCAGUUGGUGACAAUUAAAACUCAUUUGCGGCAACUGCUUGAGGGCAGCAGCCACAAGAUCAACUUUAAUUUACAAGGGAUGAAAUUCGUGAGAACCCAAUGGAAUUUACAGCAUCAGGCCCAGUAUAUUGACCAGGCCGAGCAGGCGGCGGCAGAAGACUCUCGGGCUAUUAAAAGGUCAUUUGUCACUAUUUAG